Messenger RNA from Adineta steineri, 690 nucleotides. The record is from the annotation of a GenBank genome assembly. Lineage: Eukaryota; Metazoa; Rotifera; Eurotatoria; Adinetida; Adinetidae.
AUGAAUGAAGAAAUUGAAAUACUUAAAGCAAUUUAUUGUCGUUCGAAUGAAAUUGUCUAUGAUGAUUCCUCUCAAAUAAUUACAUAUAAUGCAUAUGAUGAUAAUCUACAAUGUAUUGGAUUUUUAACGAAUAUUUAUAUGAAUAAUAUGAUUAUUGUUGAAAGUAAUGUUUUAACUCGAGAUGAACUGAAACAAUUAAGAAUGCAUGCUUGUUUAACAACAACAUUAUAUGAUUUAUUUACAACAUUGAAAUCUGCUUAUGAUGAAUUAAUAACGAAAAGAAUGAAGACAUUGGUAUCAGUUGAAGAAUAUGCAUCAUCGUCGUUCUUAAUGAAAAUUGAUCAUAUGCGUUCACCAAAUAUCUAUAUAAAACAUUUGUAUCAAUGGACGAAUGAAUUGAAUAUAACUGGUCGAAUUCUUGUUAUACCACAUCGUAUUUAUAUACUUAUUGAAGGAAAACAUGAAAAUCUGAAGAAAUUUAUUGUUAAAUUAAAAAGUGAAACAGUUGAUAUUGAUAGUCGAGGUAGACCUUGUAAAGAACGUUUAUUAAGUCAGAUUGUUGAAUUAAAUAAACAUCCAUCAAAUUUUAUAAAUUUUGAAAAAAUUGAAUUUAACAAUCAAAAUGAAUUAAUAUCAUAUUUAAUUAAAUUUCAAUAUGAAAAAUUAUCAGAUUAUAUUACUAAAUCAUAA